Camellia sinensis is the source of this 512-nucleotide messenger RNA. Lineage: Eukaryota; Viridiplantae; Streptophyta; Magnoliopsida; Ericales; Theaceae. The record is from RefSeq and is a predicted model, not a curated record.
AGGUAUGGAGGUACAUUUCUCAGGACCCUCUUGCAGCACCCCCAGUCAGUAUGCGGACUGCUGAUAGGUUCUCUUCCCAGGAUGUAGUCAGUGCUAUGCUGGGUACUGAUGCUUUGCUACAUCUCGAGGAGGGGGACUACGCCACUUACCGUCAUACAUACCUGAUGCCUCCAUUGACAGGAGUUCGCACCCCGAUGAUGAGGUCUGCUGGUAUGCCAUCCUCGAGCCAGGCCCGGGCUCGGGCUGCAGAUGCCCCUUCCACCAGCAGGGCUGGCACAUCGAGAGGUGGGGGUAGAUCAGUUCCUCCGAUUCCUCCGACUCUUCCUCAUCCUGGGUGGCCGGAUAUGCCGACUGAGCUGAUGAGGUGGCAGUUUGGGACUACCUCUCCGAUUUCGAUCCCGAUUGAGCCUACGAUGCCCGGUCAUCGAUAUGUCAUUGAUCCCGACUCACCGCCGCCACCCAGAGAGUACAUGGAGGAGGUGAUCGGAUUGGUAGCCUCACUCGAGGGCAUG